GCUAAAGGACGUUAGCAUGACCUGAUUUAUAUGUAUGAGCUAAGACUUCUCGACAGCCCACCAAAGCAAAACAGCACCAAGUGCAAAACACUUUGAAAGUUUGCUGUGGCGGCAGAGGACAGGACACUCGUUAGAGCACCGUAUCCCCCAGAAAAGCUUUUCGGGGGAUUUAUUGGGUGACUAUGGCGGCCCGCUCCAACUGUUUUUACUGUCGCGAGGACCUCAGUGGAAAGAAGUUUGUGAGGAAAGACGAGAAACAAGUGUGCGUGCGAUGCUUUGACAAGUUCUGCGCCAACACCUGCGUGGAGUGUCGACGGCCAAUCAGCACCGACUCCAAGGAGCUGCAUCAUAAGGGCCGGUACUGGCACUCGGAUUGUUUCCGAUGUGCCAAGUGUUAUAAGAAUCUGGCCAAGGAAUCUUUCACCUCCAAGGAUGACAGGAUCCUCUGUGGGACGUGCAGCUCGCGUGAGGAUGCCCCUCGCUGCCAUGGCUGCUACAAGCCCAUACUGGCAGGCACUGAGAAUGUGGAAUACAAAGGCAACUCAUGGCAUGACGAGUGUUUCACCUGCUAUCAGUGUCAAAAGCCAAUCGGCUCCAAAAGCUUCUUAGCAAAGAACAACAACAUCUACUGCAGCCCUUGCCACGAGAAGAAAUUCGCCAAACAAUGCGCCUGCUGUAAAAAGCCCAUUACCACAGGAGGUGUGAAUUACCAGGACCAGCCGUGGCAUUCUGAGUGCUUUGUGUGCUCCUCCUGCCGAAAGCCCCUGGCUGGCACCCGCUUCACCUCCCACGAGGAAAAGGUCUACUGUGUGGACUGCUACAAGAGCACUGUGGCCAAAAAAUGCGGCGGCUGCCAGAAUCCCAUUACAGGAUUUGGCAAGGCCACAAACGUAGUGAACUACGAGGGUGGCUCCUGGCACGAUUACUGCUUUAACUGUAAGAAGUGCUCUCUUAACCUGGCGGAAAAGCGAUUCGUCGCUCACGGCGGAGACAUAUACUGCUCUGACUGCUCCAAGAAACUGUAAGCGCCUCGUGGCCGCGAAGACGCAGAAGAGGGAGAUUGCUCAAGAAAAAUAUCAGCGUCCAUUUGAAUUUAUACAAAAGUCCCACAUAAAUAUGUUGCAGUAUUGACAAAGGCUUCUGUUAUGUUGAUUCUGGCUUCUUCGAGAAGGGAGUUUGAUAUUUCCUGUAAGGAAUGUUACGUUUACCUAGAGCCUUUGAUGGGAAAAUGUAUCCGCUCUCUUUCCAAUGCUUCCUAUUUGCCUCGGGAAAGAAAGAAGACAGGACGAAAGACGGAUAAUGGAGAUGUGUAUUAAGAAGGCGAAGUCUGUAGUUUUAGAUGUACUCAUGGUAAACCUGUUUUCAGUAAUGUUUCAAUAAUGUUGAUCAUUUUUAAAACAUCAACAGCUUUUAAUCAUGGACACUGAACUUUUCCGGACUAUGUGUUUCUGUAUCUUUUAGAUUGCUUCUUUGGAAUUUAAAAAAUACUAAUUGUACAAUUUGUCAUUUUGGUAUAAAAGCUAAUACUUAAAAAAAAAAAAAUGUUUUUCUCUUUACUAACACGUUCUCCUUAAUGCAAUUGACAUGACAGUUUUGUUAUUUUAGUUGCCUUUGUAUGAUCUGAGAAAAAAAUAAAUAAAGUUGGGAGUGUGUCCUUUG
This is a messenger RNA of Puntigrus tetrazona (Sumatra barb), 1659 nucleotides long. RefSeq names its product four and a half LIM domains 1b (gene fhl1b). Lineage: Eukaryota; Metazoa; Chordata; Actinopteri; Cypriniformes; Cyprinidae. Gene Ontology annotation, molecular function: transmembrane transporter binding. The transcript has 6 exons. Gene Ontology annotation, biological process: muscle organ development. The coding region runs from base 183 to 1025 and encodes 280 amino acids. The record is from RefSeq and is a predicted model, not a curated record.